UCAUCAGCCUCACUGUCCAAUCCCAGUCCAGACCUGGACAGCCCUGGUGUGAAGGCCAUGGCUCAAUGGAUAAAGAGCGUAUCCUUCAGUACGACAGUGACAGCAAUGAGGUCAGACCUUUGGGUCCCCUGGGAGAGAAGCUAAAGUCCACCACAGUGUGGACAGAAUUGCCACAAAUGUUGGGAGACAUGGGGCGAGAUUUCAGGAUGAUCCUGCCUGACAUCAGACUGGAGGGAAACAAGACCAGGGGUCCUCCCACCCUGCAGGCCGAGCUGUCCUGCCAAUGUGAGGCAGGACAAUGCACUGGUGGGCCCUUGAAGUUUAACAUCAGUGGACAGACCACCCUCAUCUUGGAACCAAUGAGCAGGAACUGGACAGUUGUUGGUAGUCCUGGAGCCAGAGGGGUCAUGGAGGACUGGGAGAAGAAUGGAUGGGUGGAGAUUUUCAGGAAGUUCUCAAUGGGAGAAUGCAUUCUCUUCCUCAGAAAAUUCUUAGACCACAGGGAGAAAGUGCCGGAGACCCCAGCACCACCAUUACAGUCCUCAGCAUCCCCUCCGAGUACACAGAAAAACAUUUCAUGGGUUAUCGGUGGCAUCUUCAGGUCCAUUUUCAUCUUCAUCUUUCUGGGUGUUUGGUUGUGGAAGUCAGGCAGGAUGAAAGCACGGUGUUGCCCAUGUACCACAUCUCAGGGACCUGGUGUGGAAACCAUCAGGGACGCUGGAGGUGAAGAACUGAACAUGGUGUCUGGUGGUUCCCCAGCUGAGCUAGUCGGUGUGUCUGGAGCAGACCCUGAAGUCAUAAGGAUGUGUGGAGAGCCCCUGCUCCCCAAGAGCUCAUGCCCCUUUGAAUUGAUACCCUGAGCAGGUCUGGCUGGUAUAUACUAAUAAAAAAGAUUGGCUUUAUCGACUGUGCCAGGCAGUGGCUAAUUAAUUACUACAGCGUAGUAUUGUGAAGGCAUUAAGAUUUCCAGAACUUUCUAUUAUCCUGUCUCCUUUCUGCAUUGAUACAAUCUUUAUUUCCUCGCAAACCUGUUUUCUCAUUUUAGAUCCUGUAAUACAGGUACUGCAAAACGAGCUUGAGUGACCCCUUGCUGCCACCUGUUGUUUUUCAUAGGAAGUUGUAGUGAGAGUCAGCAUACAUCCUGGUUAGUGGAAUAAAUGAAAAUCCACGGAGGUCGUCACUGAGGGUGCUCCACCAGCCAGUGUCUGGGACUUGGUGCCUGACGCCCGUUCUGCUCACUUCUGUGUUUAAGUUCCCCACACUGUAUGUGACCAACCUGUGACUCUACUGAC
Messenger RNA from Artibeus jamaicensis (Jamaican fruit-eating bat), 1292 nucleotides. It is a transcript of the gene RAET1E, whose product is annotated as retinoic acid early transcript 1E. The record is from RefSeq and is a predicted model, not a curated record. The transcript has 4 exons. NCBI's taxonomy places the organism in Eukaryota, Metazoa, Chordata, Mammalia, Chiroptera, Phyllostomidae. Gene Ontology annotation, biological process: immune response; antigen processing and presentation of endogenous peptide antigen via MHC class Ib; positive regulation of T cell mediated cytotoxicity. Bases 66 to 860 code for a protein of 264 amino acids. Gene Ontology annotation, cellular component: external side of plasma membrane.